Oldenlandia corymbosa var. corymbosa is the source of this 2895-nucleotide messenger RNA. The record is from the annotation of a GenBank genome assembly. NCBI's taxonomy places the organism in Eukaryota, Viridiplantae, Streptophyta, Magnoliopsida, Gentianales, Rubiaceae.
ACUCACACACAAAAAGAAAGAAAGAAAAAAGGAAAGAAAAGAAGCAGAAGAGAAAGAAAGGAAGAGACUGAGAGGAAAAAAAGAGAGCAAAGAAGGCAGAGCAAAAUAAUCCAUAAGAGAGAGAUACAACACAAUUGCCCAUUCAAUAUCUCCCCCUUUUUCUACGGGAAAAAAUACAAAUGAGAGUUUACUCCCAACGAAAAUUUUUUUUUUCUCCACGAAAAAAAAAAAAAGAAAGAAAAAUCUGUCAUCUGUCUUCUUCUCCAUAUGAUCUUUUCUCAUCCAGCUUCUUACAUCCCCUCCUGUUUUAGGGUCCUUCCACUUCCUGGAGGACCCUAGAUCCCUCCCUCCCUUCCUCCUCCUCCUCCUCCUCCUCCUCCACCCUAGCCAUUUGUCAUUUCUUGUGCAUUGAUGCUAACUUUUUCUUCUUGUUUUUCUUUCUUUCCCAUCCCAAAGGAUUGUUGUACAUUGAUGAGAUUUUUGUUUUUUGGCCCUUUUGAGAUUGGAUGAAUGUUGUUGUUGUUGUAUAACAUUGCCAAAAGGGAAUUCAUUGCGGAAUCGUUUGAUGAAUAUAAGAUCUUUGUUUUUUUUUUUUUUUUUGUUAUUCCCCUGUUCUUGUAAUAUAAGUUUUUGCUAGAAUUUUGAUUACAUUGUGGAGAUAGAGAGCAUCAUCAUUAAGGAUGAAUUGCUUCCCAUGUUUUACGCGUAAACACAACGACGAAAACAAUGAGGAGGUCCCUGUUGCUCCGGUUAGAGAUGCAACUCCUCCACCUGCUCCGCCUCCCGCUGUCAAUAAUGCCCCCAACCACAAUCCACCCCCGGUAGAUAACAUUACCAACAAUAUCAACACUGAAGAUACCACGCCCGAAAAUGGAAACAAUGGGGCUAGGACGUUCACAUUUCGUGAGCUUGCUAUGGCAACAAAGAAUUUCCGACGAGAGUUUUUAUUGGGUGAAGGUGGAUUUGGAAACCUUUACAAAGGAACACUUCAAACAGGGGAGGUGGUGGCUGUGAAGAGACUAGACAGGAAUGGAACACAGGGGAACAAAGAGUUUCUGGUUGAAGUUCUAAUGUUAACUCUCCUUAAACAUCCUAACCUUGUUAGUCUCAUGGGAUACUGCGCAGAUGGGGAACAAAGGCUUUUGGUAUAUGAAUAUCUGCCAUUUGGUUCAUUAUCAUCCUAUAUACAUGACUUGUCCGAUGACAAGAAGCCCCUAGAUUGGCAAACAAGAAUGAAAAUAGCGAGUGGGGCUGCUCAAGGACUCGAUUAUUUACAUGAGAAGGCCAAUCCUUCAAUUAUUUACCGUGAUUUAAAGAUGUCAAAUAUUUUGUUGGAUCAAGACCUCAAUCCUAAACUCUCUGAUUAUGGACUAGCCAAGCUAACACAGGGUGAUACAAAGAUGCACAUAUCACCAAGGGUAAUGGGAUCCUAUGGUUAUUGUGCUCCCGAGUACGAAAGACAUGGUGAACUCACAACAAAGUCAGAUAUUUAUAGUUUUGGAGUUGUUUUACUUGAACUCAUUACAGGACGUAAAGCAUUGGAUACUACGAAACCAACAGAUGAGCAAAAUUUAGUUACCUGGGCACAACCAUAUUUUAAGGAUCCUAAGAGAUUCCCAGAAAUAGCAGAUCCACUUCUUAAUAAGGAAUUUUCGGAGAGAUAUUUAAACCAAGCAGUUGGGAUUGCAGCGAUGUGCCUGCAAGAAGAGCCAUCUGUCCGUCCAUUAAUUGGAGAUGUUGUCGCAAUACUAAGUUUUCUUGCAGUUGCUCCACCACAAGAUACCAUUGCUGACACACUGCCAGCUCCCAAUCCAUCACAAUCAGAGGCGGCAACAUCAGGCAAUCAUGAAGAUCACCAUGAGAACAGUGACAACUCAGAUCAUGAGUAUGAAGGAAGUGAUGAUGAGUACACAAGCAACUCAGAAUAUGAGUCCAACUACAGUUCAGAUGGUUCAGAUCAUGAAGCAACAGAAAACCACCUUCACAGGGAAAGCAAGCGAAUUAAGAGCUCAAAACCCAAGAGUAAGAAGAUAAAGAAUCAAGACAGUUACAAACCUCGAAAGGAAGACUCUAGCUCAGACAACAUAAAGAAGACAGGAAGUGAUAAACGGAGCAUUAGUGUGACAUCAAAUAGCAGCAGUAGCGUCCGUCGCAGCUCAAGGAGUGUUCGCUCAGCUGCAGGGCCGCAAGGAAAUGUUUCUGGCAAUUCAAGUCAGGAUGAAGAGCGACAACAUGGUAGUUUUGGUUCAAGUAUGGGACGCGGCAGAUACGAGGAGUCUUUCUCAUGGAGUAUUGGUUCAAGUUCAAAAUACAAUUUCACAAGCGAGAGUGGUCGUGUAGAUUCAGGAUCCUACAACAUUGAAUUGCAUAAUAGUAGUCUUGAUGCAAACAUAAAGCAGGAAAACAGUAUGAAGUCCAAGAAUCCUAGUCUUGCUUCACAUUCAAGGCAAAGUAGUCACGCCGAAUCUGAAGAAGGAAGUUAUAGUCCAAGCAACUAUAGCGAUGAUGAUACUGAACAUAAAAGCUCUCUGGUGGCAAGAUGAUGCCAUGACAACCAUCAAGUCCAUCAUGACAAUACGAUAACACACUUCUUUGUUUUUAUGUUUAUGAUCAGAACAGAACAUUUUUUCUCUGUUGUUACUUUGGAAAUUCCUGUCAGGGAUAUGCAAUCACCGAUGAUCCCUUCUUAUCAACUUAAAAAUUAUACUACUACAGGAAACAGUAGUUUUAGGUUUUCUUUUUCCACUUUUUUUUUUUUUUUUUUUGGCUAUGGUUUGAGAAACCUGCUUCCAAAAAUUACAGGAAGUUACUGAAACUUUUAGAUGACUAGCCUUUCUUAUACAUUUCUCCGAGUACUACAAUCUUUUUAGUGAAUAAAAAACAGAUAAUUCAAGC